Temnothorax curvispinosus is the source of this 1189-nucleotide messenger RNA. RefSeq lists its product as uncharacterized. The transcript is spliced from 2 exons. Bases 39 to 497 code for a protein of 152 amino acids. Lineage: Eukaryota; Metazoa; Arthropoda; Insecta; Hymenoptera; Formicidae. The record is from RefSeq and is a predicted model, not a curated record.
GUAAUCGAAUCGAUACAUCAACUGGCAACAAAUACAGUAUGGAAUAUUAUGGGAUAAUAACCAUUUUGCUUUGUAAUUAUUUCUUAAUCCAAUAUUCGAUCAAGACCAGUUUCGUGCUGCGUAUAUGUCAUUCUUUACUGUAUUUGCUGAUACCAAAUAUUGAUUUUCAUCUGCAGCAUAUAUAUAAUGCGGAAGACGAACAAUCACCCAAUUUUCCCACAUCUCACCACCCCACAAAUGUCAAAUUUGAAGACUCGUUCUUUCAAUGCUUUGUCGAAAACGGAAGUACAUAUAAAUACGGAGAAGAGGUUUUCCUCAAUAGAUUUUUAUACAAACGGGUGCAAGGGAAAUUUUAUAAGACUCACGAAAGGUUUUACGAGCACGUUAAAAAGACAAAACCGAUUAGAAGCAUGUUCGAUGUCAAGAAACAAUAUUUAACUGGCAGUAAUCAAGUUAACUGCAAAACUUAUUUCUGUUUCUACAAAGGCGAUCAUUAGCCGCGAAUUUCUUCCUGACUUUGACCUGCAAAAAGCUGUGGUACAAUGUUUACGCCGAAAGAAUCGUAUGUUACGUCAAUGCGGCGUGUAGAGAGAAUGAGCUCUCAGGAUUUAACUUUGUGAAUUGAUCCACUGCUGUAUCGUGAGACAGACGGAAAAAUUGAUGCUGACGAGCUGGUUUGAUGGUGGCUCUCGGGAGAGGAGUGUUUAUCGCAUAUUUAUCGCAAUUAAUUUUAUAUUUAUGGUUUUCUUGAAACUUUAUGUAAUUCCAUACAUCCAUAUAUAGGAUACUUUGUAACUGUUUUAAUCUGUACCCAAUUUUUGAAGAGAAUUUAAAAAAAAAAAAGAUCUGAUUUAUAUAUUUGAUAGUGUGCUCAUAUUUCGUUGUAAGACAAGCGUUAUGAAGAAGUAAAUAACAUGCGCAAAACGGCAUAAAGUCUGUAAGAUGAUAAAAGGCAAUAAACUACAUUGGAACAGUGAUCGACAUCAGAUAAAUAUUUCGGCCUGAUUUUCAUGUCGCUGACUACUGUCCCCUCACGUUUUGAGAAGUUUGUCCAAUGGUCCGUUGCCGCAGGCGGCAAAAAAGGAAUAAUGGGCAUCAACACAAAAAUCAGGCCAAAUGUUUAUCUGAUACUGACCAUAUUAAAUUAAUAGCAUAGAUAUUCUAAAAUAGAUGCACAGUAUUUAAUUUU